AUGGCUUCCGUCGCCAUCGCCGGCCAUUCUUUCGCUGCCAACACAGUGACCCCCCCACCACCAGCAACUCCGGCGACGAACAGGACGACGACGACAGCCGUGGCCGGAACAGCCUCUCCCGCCAGCAGGCGCUCUCCACCGAAUUCCGCCCCUGUGGAUAGUGAUGUGUCGCCAGCGCCAUCUACAUCGCCAGCCUCUACACAGAUACAGUAUCCACAGUCGAGGACAGAUCCGCAUCCAGACCACCGGCUGCAGACGCCCAAGUCCCAGCAGACGCCAACCCAUCAUCCUCUGCACGCGCACCGACAGAACCACAACUCGUCCAAGCUGCCGGCCUUCCGGUUCGCCGAUUUGAGGAAGGACUCGCUGGUGCUGCCAUCACGACCACACCACAGUCCACCGUCGCCUGUCUCGCCUGAGCCGCCCUACGAUUCGGGGCUGCAGCAGCAACAGCAGAAGGUGGAUGCACUGCAGGGGGCCGACUCUCAGCAGAACCACUGCCAGUACGACCAGCAACAGCGCCACCAGCAGCCGACACCCCCUACUCCUCCCACUACAGCAGACGCUAAUUUUACCGCCCCCACCACUACAUCGCGCUGUAAUAGCGCUGGGAACGUGCACAACAACACUGUUUCGGCUACCCGCAGUGACUUUCCCCUUUCGCCCACAUCUUCCUCCUCGGCGUCUGGCAACACCCGUCCGAGUCAGCCUGCACGAUCCCGCCCGUCGUCGUUUCAAAACCUGGCGCCGCCCCCGCCGCCGCACCAGCAGCAGUCUUUCUCGCCUUUCUCACGGCCUGCGUCAUUUCCAAACUCUCCACCCACCGUCGUCGUCUCCGCUGUCAAUACCACCCCUCUCGCGUUCUCGUCCAGCCCAGUAACGGCCAGACUCCAGCGCACGCUGACGGACCCCAUCCCGUCGAAAUCGACAUCGCCAUCGCCAUCGGCAGGCGCAUCGACAUCCGCAUCGGCGGCGACCACGUCAUCGUCCUCGCAGCCGCAGCCGCUUGCCUCGCUGGGCAACGCAAAGACCCAGUCGCUGCACCGUCGCGCACCCGCCUCCUUCAGCUCCCACGGCCUCGAGACGUCACGCGGCCCACCCACCGCCUUCACCGCCAAGCGCAUCCAGGCGGUGAACGUGCAGGCUGCUGCCGCCCACGCUGCUGCUACUGCCCAAGGCUCUCGCCCCAGCGGUUCUGCGCCUACGACUACGCCUGCGCCAGAGGCCGCCACGGAGCGGGUCAAGAGCCAGCGCGAUUCCGCGCUGUCGCCGAGCGAACCGUCUUCGCCACAACAGUCGGCUGAUGACAAGCGAAAGCCCGCCACCAUCACCUCCCGGCCUCCCGUCUCGUUCCGUGCCCCCUGUUACGACAGCUCUUCGCCGCGCGGUGCCAUCCCCCCCAUCCGCUCCUUCCGCUCCUCGGGCUCGCGAAAGAGCCUGGGCCUGGACAUGAAUUCCCGCCCUUUCGGAGACUUUAGCGACGCCGAUUCUACCGACGCCGGUGGUCUGAGUCCGACGCAGCACGGUCGCUCCCUGCGUGCGCUCGAAGGCUUGACCGACGACGAGUGGACCCAGCGCGCCUUUCACGACUCUACGUCUACGCGCUCAACACUGCCCGACACCGACACCGAAAACACGGCGGACAUCUUCAUGCGCAUCGCACGGGAAGACACGAGGAACCGGUCCUCCGACGAGGAUCGGCCCUCGGACAAUCACAGCGUGGCACCGGCUUCUCCGACCCAAGUUGCCCGCCGCCUUUCCGAUCAGCGCGAGACAGCACGGUCUCGACGUGCCGGCGAAGAGCUGGCGGUCCGGACCCACGCCUUUUCGCAUGAGCUCAGCCAGCGUGCUCUGGCAAAUGAUCGGCUGACGUCCAGUCGGGCCAGCGGGACCCAGAAGCCCGAUCCCGUCCGGACAGCACGAACGGUCAUCUCGUCGGCACGGCCGUCUCCGAGCACGCCGCGAGCGUCGGCCUUUUUCGAUACGGCAUCGGAAGUAGGCACGAGCUACGCCCGGAGACGACCGUCGACCGACAACAACAAUAACAACAACGGCAGCACAGCACCGCCAGCACGGACGUCUUCCAUCAAGCCAUCUCUCGCAUUUGCGCGCACAUACAGCUCUUCACCACUCGUGCCGAAACAUACGAGCGAACCGCAGCAACAAACCGCACACGAGCCGAGCCAUGGGGUGGUCGAGGGCACGGAGUCGUCGGGAUCGACAGCGGCGCCGUCGACGGUCUGGGACGAGCUGGACGACCUGAAGUCACGCAUGCGGCGUCUAGAGCUGUCGGGCAAGAUUCCACCGACGUCAGGUGCUGCCAUGUCACGGGUGUCGGACGACCGGCCACGCACGGCGACGACCAAUGCAACGACAGUGUCGGCUUCACCCAAACGCGGAGCCAACAGCAGUGCUCAGGCAGAUGCACGCAGCACGACGUCAUCACAACUACACCACCAGCAGUCGCAACAGCAGCUUCUGUCGCUGUCGCUGCAACAGGGCGCGCAGCCAUCCCAUGCCAACCUCUUGACGGCUCUGCAGAAGGUCAAGGCACAGACGAGCGACGACGUGUACAAGGCCAUGGAGGCCAUGGCUGCGGAGGCACUGGCGCUGGCGCAGAUGGUGGGCGUGUCCGGGCAGCCAGGGCCGAUCUCGAGUGGUGCCAGCACGAUUGGAGGCGGCGGCCCGGCGACGGUGACAGACCGACAGCUUCGGCGCAAGGCCGACAGCAUAUGCCGCAGCCUGACGGAGCUGUGUCUGACGCUGAACGAGGAGGCGGUGCACAAGAAGACGGCGGCGACCACAUCGGCUUCGACAGCCCUGACGACCAUGACAUCGAUGACAACCAUGACAGGAGCGGCGUCCACAGCAGUGGCACCGGCGAUAUCGCAGACACACCUACAGGCAAUUGGGUCUCGCGAGGAGGCCGAGGCGAUGGCGAGCCCGGCCACGAGCAGCAAGCCAUUUUCACCGAUGCUGCGACGGCCUACAUUUGAUGCGUUUAGUCCGUCGAUACAGACGAGCCCGAAGGCGGUGUACCGGUUUGAGGGCCGGCGGGACGAGCGGCAGGACGAGCGACGGGCGUCGUUGAUGAUGCCGUCCUCGCUUGCGGGAUCGCGGCAGUCGCUGGGGCCACCGUCGACGGCAGACAACGUGGGGCGCAGGUCGUCGCUGUUGAUCUCCCGGACACGGCGGGCGGUGACGGAAGAGCCGACGGACGACAGCCAAGGAUCGGGACGCCGAUCGUCGAUCUUGCGAAUGCGGCGAGCCGGCACGGAAGAGCCGGCGGAAGAGGGCGGACGCAAAUCGUCGCUGCUGCUGCGAUCACGACGGGCAGUGAUGAUGAGCGUGGAGGACGACGACGACCAGGACAGCGGGAUCCGGUCGGCGCGGUCGCCAGCACGCAUCAUCACGGAGACGGCAGUAUCAGCUUCGGGAUCGCGACAGCCGAGGGAAUAUGCCGGGCGCGAAUACCUGACGGCGCCGGGCGAGACCAGUCCGCUGGGCUCGUCGGCGCUGCCGCGACGACGACUGAUUCCGUCGAGUCUCAGCUCACGGCUGGUGUCGCCACAGCUGAUGGCCAUGACGGCAACAUCCACGUCGUCACCGUCGUCGUCGUCGCAGGCGCUGCUCUCCAGUCGGCGGUUCCUCGGACGGUCAGGCGGCGGCAAUCGAGACGGCGGCAGCGGAACGCCAACCAAAACCAGCGAAGACCGGGCGCAGCAGCGACAGCUCUCACUCGGCCAAACAGCCAUGAUGAACCGCACAAGCGUGUCUUCGCGACGGAUGACCCGCGACACGGGCAUCUCGAACAUGCCCUCGGCGGCAUCGCAGGUGGGCGGCUACCGAUGA
Molecule: messenger RNA, 3852 nt
Organism: Grosmannia clavigera kw1407
Lineage: Eukaryota; Fungi; Ascomycota; Sordariomycetes; Ophiostomatales; Ophiostomataceae
Product: lpxtg-motif cell wall anchor domain containing protein
Exons: 3
Coding region: 1-3852 (1283 amino acids)
Source: RefSeq, a predicted model, not a curated record